Messenger RNA from Paramecium tetraurelia, 1253 nucleotides. RefSeq lists its product as uncharacterized. NCBI's taxonomy places the organism in Eukaryota, Ciliophora, Oligohymenophorea, Peniculida, Parameciidae. The transcript is spliced from 8 exons. Gene Ontology annotation, cellular component: cilium; intraciliary transport particle B; centrosome. Gene Ontology annotation, biological process: intraciliary transport; non-motile cilium assembly. The record is from RefSeq and is a predicted model, not a curated record.
AUGUCCGAACAGCAGGUAGGCUAAGAAUAAUUGGAUGUAACUGCCAUGAUGGAAGAUUUGUAUGAAAAACUAAUAUUAUUGAAUUAUGAAUAAAGUUAUGUGAAAUAAAAGUAAGUUUAAAUUCCAAUAACUAGAGGUGGGAAACCAUUGAAUAGAGCAUACUUUGUCAAUUAAACUAAUUCGAGUGAGUAAUUCGGCCAAUUUAAAACAUUGGUAAAAUGGCUGUUUUCUUAGAAUGAUGUGCAAACUGCUGAUUUUAAUAAGUUAGAUGACCCUGUAACAUUGUCCUAGAAUAUAUUAAAUGAAGUCAAAAAUAUGGGAAUAGAAGUCGACUUCCCCCCACUUAAAUUAAAAUAAGGGUUUGGGGAAUAUGUUGUUUAUGUGCUCUAGCAAUUGGCUACGAAAGCCAUCUAAAAAAAGAAGUUUCAGUUUAAGAAAGCAAAAAUAGAAUAACAAUCUUAGACUCGAUAAGAUGAAGAACCUGUUUAGGAAACUGGGAGUGUGUCAUCAGAUUCUGAUCCAGAAGUGGCGUCGGAUGAAGAACCAGAAGAUGUGUUUAAUGAAUAGGGAUUCUAAAAGGAUGAAGAGAGGAUGGUGAUAGAAUCUAAUGUGAAUCCAUAGGAAUGGGCCAAGGAAGUAGAGAGAGCUGCACAAAAGAUCAAGAUAGUAAUCAAACCGAAUGCUGGAGAGUGGAGAUAACAUUUUGAUGCAACUAAAUAAUAUUCAUCAUAAAUUAAAACAAUUCUACCGGAGGCAAGGGUUAAACUGGAAAGAUUGACUGAUGAAUUGUCUGAGAUUUUGGACAGGAUUAGUAAGAGAGAAUAUAAUAUUAAUGAAAAUAUGCAUGAUAUGGGGAGUGAAUACAAAAAGAAGAAUGAAGAAGUCAAGAGGAUUGAAUCUCAAUGCAAGAAUUAUACAAAUGCGAUCAAGGAAAUGGGAGAUCAAUACAAAUAAAUUUCGGAUAAGUAUGAGAUUGUACAAAACAAAUUAAAUGAACAUGGUAGUAUCUCUACUGAUUAAUCUCCUGUAAUCAGAAUCAAGGCAUCUAUAACUAAAUUAAGGUUAGAAAUUAAACAAAUGGAUCUCAGAAUUGGAGUAUUGUCACAUACCAUUCUACAAAGAACGUAUCAUGACUCUAAAGCUAUGUAAGAAAGAGAUUUUCAUGAAAAUGGACUUAUAUUAAACGAUUCAGACGAGUUAACAGAUUGAAAAAUAUAUAUAUAUAUAUAAUUAAUACACCAUAUAAAUUAAUU